ACUAAUGCUCCUACAACAACUACUGCUGAUACUACGACAACUACUGCUGAUACUACGUCAACUACUGCUCCUACAACAACUACUGCUCCUACAACAACUACUGCUGAUACUACGUCAACUCCUGCUCCUACAACAACUACUGCUCCUACAACAACUACUGCUCCUACAACAACUACUGCUCCUACAACAACUACUGUUCCUACAACAACUACUACUCCGACAACAACUACUGCUGAUACUACGUCAACUACUGCUCCUACAACAACUACUGCUCCUACAACAACUACUGCUGAUACUACGUCAACUCCUGCUCCUACAACAACUACUGCUCCUACAACAACUACUGCUCCUACAACAACUACUGCUGAUACUACGUCAACUCCUGCUCCUACAACAACUACUGCUGAUACUACGACAACUACUGCUCCUACAACAACUACUGCUGAUACUACGUCAACUACUGCUCCUACAACAACUACUGUUCCUACAACAACUACUGCUGAUACUACGUCAACUCCUGCUCCUACAACAACUACUGCUCCUACAACAACUACUGCUCCUACAACAACUACUGCUGAUACUACGUCAACUCCUGCUCCUACAACAACUACUGCUCCUACAACAACUACUGCUCCUACAACAACUACUGCUCCUACAACAACUACUGCUCCUACAACAACUACUUCUGAUACUACGUCAACUCCUGCUCCUACAACAACUACUGCUCCUACAACAACUACUGCUGAUACUACGUCAACUCCUGCUCCUACAACA
Oncorhynchus nerka (sockeye salmon) is the source of this 774-nucleotide messenger RNA. RefSeq names its product hepatitis A virus cellular receptor 1-like. The transcript has a single exon. NCBI's taxonomy places the organism in Eukaryota, Metazoa, Chordata, Actinopteri, Salmoniformes, Salmonidae. The annotation marks the transcript as partial. The record is from RefSeq and is a predicted model, not a curated record.